AUGAACGACGAUUUUGAAAAAAUUAAAGAAUUGAUGAAGGACUCUAUGAGUUCUAUCUUCAAUGUCACCAGUGAUUCAUUCACAGAAUUCAAACAAAUUAUGGAUAACGAUAAAAUCUUUUCCUUUGACUAUUUCUUUGAGGAUGGGAGACCAGUAUCUACAGGAUUGAAAAGUCACAAACCUAGUGUUAGAAAGUACAAUGAAUGUUUGGAUAAGAAAGGUUUGAGUGUAUGGGACUCCAAAGGUUAUUGGAGAUGUUUGUUUCCUCAAGCCAUUAUUCCCAAGGGUGUAAAUGGUGUAUUAACUAAAGAAGUGUUUGAAGAUCUGAUCCGUGAUAAGUCUUAUGAUGGAAAAUAUGAUUUGGGUGAAAAGGGGAUUUAUUUCAAGAAUUUUGAGGAUCUUAUGAAUUGGAAGGCUAGUAUGUUCAAGGUUGCUAAAGAGCAAAGACCUCAAAUAGUUUGGGACGAGAAGUUCAAUCAAUGGAACGACAGAUGUAAGAAAUGGACUAACAAGAUGAAUGAAAAAUUGGAGCAGGUGAGCCUUGAAAAGGAUAAGCGUGUUGAAAAGUAUGUUGACAAAUAUACUGAUAAGUAUGGUGAUAACAAUGUUGGCAAUGUCAAGACUGACGUAGUACCCAUUCCCGAAGGUAAAACUGUGGUUUCUACCGAUAUCCAAACCAUUUGGAUCAAUGACGACAAGGAGUCAAGUUAUAAAGAAACCAGAACAGAAUAUUAUUCUGAUGGUACCUCCAAGACCAAUACCAUUUCAAGAACAUCACCUCCUGAAAAGAAAGGAUGGUUCUGGAAUUAA
Messenger RNA from Yamadazyma jaroonii, 810 nucleotides. NCBI's taxonomy places the organism in Eukaryota, Fungi, Ascomycota, Pichiomycetes, Serinales, Debaryomycetaceae. The record is from the annotation of a GenBank genome assembly.